CCGAGAGCGACAGAGACCAAGCUCACUCUGGUCGGCGGUGCGGAGCAGAAGCCAGACCUGCAGCCACUCCGCCUCCCUGCCGCGCAGGCCCCUCCUCGACGGCCGCUCCCUCUGGGGCGGCAGCGCGCACGCAUGGCGCUCUAAGGUUCGCGCUGAGUACGGGUCGCGGCGCCACGGGCGGCACCAUGGCCCUGGAGCAGGCUCUGCAGGCGGCGCGGCAGGGAGAGCUGGACGUGCUCAAGUCCCUGCACGCGGCCGGCCAGCUGGUGCCCUCACUGCGCGACCCGCUCGAUGCGCUGCCCGUGCAUCACGCGGCCCGCGCUGGCAAGCUACAUUGCCUGCGCUUCCUGGUGGAGGAGGCCGGCCUGUCCGCCGCCGCCUGCGCCCGCAACGGCGCCACUGCGGCCCACGACGCCGCCGCCACCGGCCACCUCGCCUGCCUGCAGUGGCUGCUCUCGCACGGUGGCUGCGGAGUGCAGGACAAAGACAGUUCUGGUGCCACAGUCCUGCACCUGGCUGCCCGUUUUGGCCACCCUGAGGUGGUAGAUUGGCUGCUGCGUCACGGCAGAGGGGACCCCACUGUGACCACCGACACAGGCGCCCUGCCUGUCCACUAUGCCGCCGCCAAAGGAGACUUCCCCUCCCUGAGGCUUCUCGUCGAGCAUUACCCUAAGGGAGUGAAUGCCCAAACCAAGAAUGGUGCCACACCUCUGUACCUGGCGUGCCAGGAAGGCCACCUGGAGGCGACACAGUACCUGGUGCAGGAGUGCGGCGCGGACCCGCACACUUGCGCCCACGACGGCAUGACUCCACUGCACGCCGCGGCGCAGAUGGGCCACUGCCCGGUCAUAGUGUGGCUGGUGAGCUGCACCGACGUGAGCUUGUCAGAGCAGGACAAGGACGGCGCCACAGCCAUGCACUUCGCGGCCAGCCGCGGCCACGCCAAAGUGCUCAGCUGGCUCCUACUACACGGCGGCGAGAUUUCGGCUGACCUGUGGGGAGGGACCCCGCUGCAUGACGCCGCCGAAAACGGGGAGUUGGAGUGCUGCCAGAUUCUGGUAGUGAACGGCGCCGAGCUGGACGUGCGUGACCGCGACGGCUACACCGCUGCGGACCUCUCGGACUACAAUGGCCACAGCCACUGCACCCGCUACUUGCGCACUGUGGAGAACUUGAGCGUGGAGCACCGUGUGCUGUCCCGAGAUCCAUCAGCAGAGCUGGAGACCAAGCAGCCUGACUCGGGCAUGUCCUCACCCAACACCACCAUGUCUGUCCAGCCGCCCAACUUUGACCUCAGCUCACCCGCCAGCACUCUCUCAAACUACGACUCCUGCUCUUCCAGCCACUCCAGCAUCAAGGGCCGGCACCCCCUGCAUGGGCUGUCCAGCGCAAGAGCUACAGAUAUACAGAGCUACAUGGACAUGCUGAGCCCGGAGCUAGGCCUGCCCUGGAGCAAGGCAGAGAGAACCACUCCACCACCACCACCCAGCUUCCCUCCACCACCCCCACCUCCAGGCACCCAAGUACCUCCACCCCCACCAGGGUACCCAGCUCCCAAGCCCCCCAGGGGGCUUCAAGCAGCUGACAUCUACAUGGAGACCAAGAACAAACUCCGCCACGUGGAGACCUUCAAGAAGGAGGCGGCGCUGCUUCCCGGGAACCACGUGCACAACGGCUGCACCGCGGACCCCAAGGCUUCCAGGGAUCCGCCGCCUCCGCCGCCGCCGCCCCUACCCGAGGCGCUGAGCUCGCCGCCUCCGGCUCCGCCUCUGCCCUUGGAGGGCGCGGGCCCGGGCUGCGGGCAGCGUCGCUCCUCCUCGUCCACUGGCAGCACCAAGUCUUUCAACAUGAUGUCCCCGACGGGCGACAAUUCGGAGCUACUGGCUGAGAUCAAGGCAGGCAAGAGCCUGAAGCCAACGCCCCAGAGCAAGGGUCUGACCACCGUGUUCUCAGGCAGCGGGCAGCCGGCCUCCCAGCCAGACUCGCCGGUGCCGCCGGCGUCCCCUGCGACGUCCAGGGCCCGGAGCCCCACCCCGCCGGCCAUGGGGCCCCAGCCCUUGCUCAAUGGCAGCGUGGCGCCGGCGCCGCCCGCCACCCCAGCACCAGGCGUCCAGCUUGACGUGGAGGCACUCAUCCCCACACACGAUGAGCAGGGUCGUCCCAUCCCCGAAUGGAAGCGCCAGGUGAUGGUGCGCAAACUGCAGCUGAAGAUGCAAGAGGAGGAGGAGCAGAGGCGGAAGGAGGAGGAGGAGGAAGCCCGCCUGGCCAGCAUGCCUGCCUGGAGGCGGGACAUCCUUCGGAAGAAGCUAGAAGAGGAGAGGGAGCAGAAACGGUGAGUGUGGCUGAAUCUGACCUGCUCCCUCCUCCCAGUCAACCACAGAGCCCCUUCAUUACCCCAUCCAGCCCUGUACUGAGAGCCAUCCCUCAUCACUCAGUCCAUAAACAAACCUCUCUGUUCCCACCAGACCCAUCUUCUCCAAUAACUCUGUCCCACCCUCAAUAUUUACUUCUAAGAAGUAUUUUAUUUAUUUAUUUAUUUGAGAGAUAGGAUGAGAGAAAGAAAAAGAACCAGGGCACCACAGGGACAUGUGUUGCCAAGGAUCAAACUUGGGACCUCAUGCUUGACAGUCCAAUGUUUUAUCCACUAUGCCAGUGAACAGUGAACCACCAAAGUCUACUUCGCGCACCCUAAUCAUUUUACCCCCAGAUAUUCAGACCCAUCUCCCUCUGCCCUAGCCAUUCUGCCUCUCAAUUCCGUAAAUCAAUAACUUGAUCUUCUGUCCCUCAAAAAUGUCUGCCCCCCCCCCCAGUAAUUUACCUAUUACUGUUGACAGGAAUAUACAAUGUUGUGUUACGUUUUCUAGUAAUCAUGGUGAAAAAAAGAAGCAAAAAGUAAAGUAAAACAAAAAGACAGGUAAAAAUAAUAAAGUUCAAUCACAUAUUUCAAUUGAUCUUUUAAGUUAUAACUUUCAGUACAUAUAGUCCAAAUAAAUACUAAUGAGGGCCAGUGAGCUAACUCACCAAGUAAGCUAUCUUGCUACUUUGCCAUAUAUGUAGCCCAGUUUUGAGUUCAACAGGAGAGUGUCAUGGCCCUGAGGGAAGUUCUGAUGCUGCAAUGUCUCUCCCUUUGUCUGUGAAUGAUAAAAGACCAGUCUGGGAGUGGUGAAAUCAAGUGAGGUCCUGGUUCUGGGGAAAAAAAAAAACCUAAUGAAAAAAAAAUUUUUUAACCAGCACACUGCACAGCUCUGGCUUGUGAUAGCACUGGGGAUUGAACCUAGGAUAUUACAGCCACAGGCAUUAAAGUCUUUUUGCAUAACCAUCAUGCUCUCUCCCCAGCUUUGAGAUUUUUAAAUGCAGUUCCAGAGUAUAAACUCAGUGUCUCAGACAUGUGCUCUACCAGAGCCAUCCGGCUCACCCAGUUUUUUAAUUUUAUUUUUUAUGAUUGAGAAAUAGAGACAAUCGCAAAGCACAGGCCCACCAUUCAUGAGGUUUUCCUGUUUUUUAUCUUCUAAGACUGGGGAUCAAAUCUUGGGCCUAAGGGAUGUGAGGCAAAAGGUCUACUACUGAAUCACCUGCCUCCAAGUGAGAUGUUUUACUUACAACACACACACACACACACACACACACACACACACCUUGAUGUCAUAUAUAUUUUAAGCCCAUGACACUUUUUUUUUUUACUUUUAUUAUCUUUAUUUACUUAUUGGAUAGACUGCCAGAAAUCGAGACAGAACAGGGGAAUGGGGGAGAGACAAAGACACCUGCAGCACUGCUUCAGUACUCGCAAAGCUUUCCCUCUGCAGAUGGAGACCAACGGCUUGAACCUGGGUCCUUGAGCACUGUAAUGUGCACUCAACCAGGUGUGCCACCACCUGGCUCCCAUGACACUUUUUUUUUUUUUGCCUCCAGGGUUAUCACUGCCCUUAUUGUAGUUAUUACUGUUAUUAUAGCUGCUGUUGUUGUUGGAUAGAACAGAGAGAAAUCAAGAGAGGAGGGGAAGACGGAGAAGGGUUGAGAAAGACCUACAGGUCUGCUUCACCACUUGCGAAGUUACCCCCCUGCAGGUGGGAGCAGGGGGCUCGAACCGGGAUCCUUGCCCUGGUCCCUGGGCUUUGCACGAUGUGUAUUCAACCCCUCUGUGCUACCACCCACCCACCCCCUUGACACUUCUUAAUCCCGACAUUUCUUUUUUUAAUUUAAUUUUGUUUAUUUUCCCUUUUGUUGCCCUUUUUUUUUAAAUUGUUGUAGUCAUUACUGUUGUUUUUGAUGUCAUCAUUAUUAGAUAAGAGAGAGAGAUGGAGAGAGGAGGGGAAGACAGAGAGGGGGAGAGAAAGAGACACCUGCAGACCUGCUUCACUGCUUGUGAAUCGAUUCCCCUGCAGGUGGGCAGCUGGGGGCUUGAAACAGGAUCCUUAGGCCGGUCCUUGCACUUCAAGCCACACGCUGUGCUACCGCCCAACUCCCUAAUCCCUGCAUUUCAAAUGUCCCAUGACCACACACCCUUAAAGGUAUCCUUGCCAGCAUGCACUUCUAGUCCCUAAAUUCUGUCUACUAACCUUCUCCUAUCAGUUCCUUUCUCCCAAUAAUGUGGUCUCUGCUGCCUAGCAGCCCAAACCCACUCCCCAGUAACACAGAUCCAGGUUGUAGACCCAGUAAUCUCUCUCCUAAACUUAAAAAAAAAAUAUCUUUAUUUAUUGGAUAGAGAUAGCCAGAAAUCAAGAGAGAAGGGGGUGGUAGAGAGGGAGAGAGAGAGACCUACAACACUGCUUCACCACUUGCAAAGCUUUCCCCCUGCAGGUGGGGACUGGGGGCUCAAACCCAGGUCCUUGUGCAUUGUAACAUGCACUCAACCAGGUGCACUACCACCCAGCCCCUUCUAUUAAACUUUUUGUAAGGUAUUUUUAAUUUUUUAUUUUAUUUUUAUUUAUAAUUAUUAUUAUUAUUGCCUCCAAGGUUAUUGCUGGGGCUUAUUUUAUAUUUUUUAGACCAGAGCAUACUCAGCUCUGGCUUAUGGUGGUGCUGGGAAUUGAACCUGGGACCUUAGAGCCUCAGGCAUGAAAGUCUUUUGCAGAACCAUUAUGCUGUCUCCCCAGGCCAAUUUUAUUUAUUUAUUACUAUUUAUUCUGGAAUAGCCAGAAAUCGAGAGGAAGGGGGAGACAGAGAGGGAGAGAGAGAUACCUGCAGCACUGCUUUAUUACUUUCAAAGCUUUCCCCCUGCAAAUGGGGACUCAAGGCUUGAACCCAGGUCCCUGCACAUUUUAACAUGUG
This is a messenger RNA of Erinaceus europaeus (western European hedgehog), 5268 nucleotides long. It is a transcript of the gene ESPN, whose product is annotated as espin. Gene Ontology annotation, biological process: actin filament bundle assembly. The transcript is spliced from 12 exons. Gene Ontology annotation, cellular component: cytoplasm. Gene Ontology annotation, molecular function: actin filament binding. The record is from RefSeq and is a predicted model, not a curated record. Bases 186 to 2336 code for a protein of 716 amino acids. Lineage: Eukaryota; Metazoa; Chordata; Mammalia; Eulipotyphla; Erinaceidae.